AUGGCAGAAUUCAUGCAUGAGAGUAUAGAAGAACAGGAAGGAAAUUUGCAAGAGGAAGAAUUGGAAUUUGCACCAGCAGCACUAGAUGAUUCUUUCCCAGAAGUGGAGGAUCCUUUGCAAGAAAUAAACCUAGGAACAAAAGAGGAUCCUAGACCUACUUUCAUCAGCACAUUACUAGAAGAGUCAUUGAAGGAUGAAAUCAUUACACUUCUGCAUGAUUUCAAAGACUGUUUCGCAUGGCACUACCAUGAAAUGCCUGGACUGGUGGAGCACAAGUUGCCAAUAAAAGAAGGAUACCUGCCAGUCAAGCAGGCCAGAAGAAGGAUGUCUAUGGAGACAUAA
Prunus armeniaca (apricot) is the source of this 342-nucleotide messenger RNA. The record is from the annotation of a GenBank genome assembly. NCBI's taxonomy places the organism in Eukaryota, Viridiplantae, Streptophyta, Magnoliopsida, Rosales, Rosaceae.